UGCGCCAUCCUGCCUCCGCCGCCAUCUUGUGGUGACGGUUUCUCUUGCAUUGUUCCAGGCCGGGGCGGUGAGGGGCAGUGGAGUGCGGCACGGAGCGGAUACACAAAGCGGCAGACAACGGUGUCUCCGGUGUCCCCUUUAUUGUCGCUCACAUCUCCGGCGGGUCACUGGUACCGGUUUGGAUUAAAGCACCAAGGCUUUACUUUCCCGCCGGGUCCCUUAGGACAGAGAGGGACCCGGAGCCUGGAGCCAUGGAGGACGAGAUGCCCAAGACCCUUUAUGUGGGGAACCUGUCUAGGGAUGUCACAGAAGCUCUGAUUCUUCAAGUGUUCAGCCAGAUUGGUCCAUGCAAAAGCUGCAAGAUGAUUAUGGAUACUGCUGGUAAUGACCCCUACUGUUUUGUGGAGUUCUUUGAACACCGCCAUGCUGCUGCAUCCCUAGCUGCCAUGAACGGUCGCAAGAUCAUGGGCAAGGAAGUCAAGGUGAACUGGGCGACCACUCCUAGCAGCCAGAAGAAAGACGCAAACAGUAGUUCCGUUGUCAGCACACUGCGUUCUCAAGAUCAUUUCCAUGUUUUUGUUGGUGAUUUGAGCCCAGAGAUAACAACCGAUGACAUAAAAGCUGCCUUUGGACCUUUUGGGAGAAUAUCAGAUGCGCGGGUAGUAAAGGACAUGACAACAGGAAAAUCUAAAGGCUACGGAUUUGUGUCCUUCUUCAAUAAAUGGGAUGCAGAAAACGCCAUUGCACAGAUGGGAGGGCAGUGGCUUGGUGGUCGACAGAUCAGAACUAACUGGGCCACAAGAAAACCACCAGCUCCGAAGAGCACCUAUGAAUCUAAUACAAAACAAUUGUCAUAUGAAGAAGUAGUGAACCAGUCCAGCCCCAGCAACUGCACUGUGUACUGUGGAGGCGUCACAUCCGGGUUAACAGAACAACUCAUGCGUCAGACCUUCUCUCCUUUUGGUCAAAUAAUGGAAGUCCGCGUCUUUCCAGAUAAAGGGUACUCCUUUGUGCGUUUCAGUGCUCAUGAAAGUGCAGCUCACGCCAUAGUCAGUGUGAAUGGAACUACCAUUGAAGGUCAUGUGGUAAAGUGUUACUGGGGCAAAGAGACUCCGGACAUGCUUAAUACUGUUCAACAGCAAAGCCAAAUUAGCUUUCCUCCUCCCUAUGGACAGUGGGGGCAGUGGUACGGAGGGGCGCAGCAGAUAGGCCAGUAUAUGCCCAAUGGUUGGCAGGUACCUGCUUAUGGAGUCUAUGGCCAGGCGUGGAAUCAGCAGGGAUUUAGUCAAACACCAUCAUCUGCAACAGCAUGGAUGGGACCAAACUACAGCGUGCAACCUACCCCCGGGCAGAAUGGAACCUUGAUCACAAACCAAACAGGCUAUCGUAUGGCUGGAUACCAAACACAAUGAGAGGAAGGACUCCACACGCUCCCCGCCAGUCUGCUGCGGGCCCAUUUGUUUACUUUGAUACCAUGCUAUAAUCAUGUCAGUGCAGAUGUCAGAAAACAGAAUAUUUAUUAAAAAAAAAAAAAAAACAGAAAGUAACUUUUUUUUUUUUAAUCAUGACAUUAUCAUCCACUUGAUUAAAACACAAACUUCCAAAAAAAAAAAAACAACAACAAAAAAUACUAGAAAUGCUGGAUGUUUGCCAAUUUUUGCCUUCCUUUUUUCAUUAUUUUAAUUUUUUUAUAUGUAUAUGUAACUGUUACUUAACCCGGUCUCUCUUGAAGAGAACAGCCAAGCCUUGCUAGCCAGAUCUUUUUGGCAGUGAAAGGGUUAAGAUCCUUUUGAAAUAAUAAAAAAAAAAAAUACAA
Hyla sarda is the source of this 1816-nucleotide messenger RNA. It is a transcript of the gene TIA1, whose product is annotated as TIA1 cytotoxic granule associated RNA binding protein. The transcript is spliced from 13 exons. Gene Ontology annotation, molecular function: mRNA binding. Bases 252 to 1412 code for a protein of 386 amino acids. NCBI's taxonomy places the organism in Eukaryota, Metazoa, Chordata, Amphibia, Anura, Hylidae. The record is from RefSeq and is a predicted model, not a curated record. Gene Ontology annotation, cellular component: cytoplasmic stress granule. Gene Ontology annotation, biological process: cytoplasmic stress granule assembly; regulation of mRNA stability; nuclear-transcribed mRNA catabolic process, nonsense-mediated decay.